GCUUUUUUGCUGACGGGGCUAUUACUUUCCUCUACUAGCAGUUCUUGACGUCAACUGCCGAGCUACAGAGCGACGACCGCAAGCAAUAAGAAUCAAAAUAAGCUAAAGAUCCCGAAGCUUUUCUAGCGCCUCUCUUUCCUUUUACCCCGUUGCUUCUCUUGCUCUCCAGCUCCCACAGCAAGUAAGAUGUUCGAUUUUUUGCCUAAUCCAAUAUUGGCGGUGUUGUUGCUUGGAAUUCAUGGCGGAUGGCCUGAUUGUGUGUGUUUCGUUGUUUAAUUGUUUUGCUCAUGUCGUCAGUCUCAAUUUCAGGGAGUUUCUGAGAUACCCAGAUGUUGUAUGUCUUUUUGAUUCUCGAAAUUGCAUGUUGUGAAUGCAGAUGGUUCCAUUUUUCACCUGACAUGCAUCUGUUGUCGGAAACGUGGACAUGGGAACCCCUAGUGUUUUAUGGAAUGUUGCAAAGAAAUGUUUCACGGUUGGGCUUGUCUCGCUUACAGUUUCAGAUCGAUUUGCCAGUAUAGUGUCAGUCCGGGGUGGCUCAAUGUCUCCCACGUUUAAUCCCAAAACCAAUACCUUGCUUGGUUCAUUGAGUGAUGACUAUGUUCUGGUGGAGAAAUUUUGCCUCCAAAAAUACAAAUUUUCACAUGGCGACGUGGUAGUUUUCAGCUCUCCGUAUGAUCACAAGGAGAAACAUGUAAAGAGAAUUAUUGGCUUACCAGGUGAUUGGGUUGGGACUCAUUACGAUGUGGUGAAGGUUCCAGAAGGACAUUGUUGGGUUGAGGGAGACAAUUCAGCUUCAAGCAUGGACUCGAGGUCUUUUGGCCCUGUUCCUUUGGGUUUGGUUAAUGGAAGGGUCGUCCACAUUCUGUGGCCUCCGCAUAGAGUAGGCAGUGUCGAGAGAAAAGCUCCUCAACACAGAGUUUCUUCCUCCUAAUUGCUUCUGAGCCACAAUUUUUUCAUGGACAGUUUUACAAGUGUUUCCAUGCAAUUUUUUGCAUUAGGUGAUCUCUUUGCUAUUUUACCUUCAUCAUUUAUUCUUGUUUAACAGUGGACAAUAUCACAUGCAAAUUGGAGUUGAAGGAUUUAGAUUUAUAAGCUUAAUCUCUUAAGAUUCAGCAGAGACUAAGAUGAUGAGAGGCUUGCUUAAGUGCUAAAGUCCAACUGUGGGAUGCCAUGUUCAAUCAUGUUUUGUUUUUAGCCACAACUCAUUCAUAGUUUGGUGAAGAAGACAGGUCAUAUGAAGCUCUGGAUGAUGAUCUAGGUUAAAUAAAAAGUAUUUUCAUUUGAGAA
Theobroma umbraticum is the source of this 1287-nucleotide messenger RNA. RefSeq names its product Peptidase S24/S26A/S26B/S26C family protein. Gene Ontology annotation, cellular component: membrane; mitochondrial inner membrane peptidase complex. The record is from RefSeq and is a predicted model, not a curated record. Gene Ontology annotation, molecular function: serine-type endopeptidase activity. Lineage: Eukaryota; Viridiplantae; Streptophyta; Magnoliopsida; Malvales; Malvaceae.